Atta colombica is the source of this 5227-nucleotide messenger RNA. Its product is annotated as ensconsin. Gene Ontology annotation, biological process: microtubule cytoskeleton organization. NCBI's taxonomy places the organism in Eukaryota, Metazoa, Arthropoda, Insecta, Hymenoptera, Formicidae. Gene Ontology annotation, cellular component: microtubule cytoskeleton. Bases 1461 to 4559 code for a protein of 1032 amino acids. The transcript is spliced from 17 exons. The record is from RefSeq and is a predicted model, not a curated record.
CGUGAGACCGCUUGUGAGAGAACUUGGUGUCAGCCACGCAGCCACGAGUCCUGCCGGCUAUCGAGAUCCAGCUGUUAAAGACAACCCGGCAGAUUGACGGCUUGCUGCGUGGGAGACGCGUCUCAUCAAGACUCCACCUUUUUCUCUGUCGUAACGACGAGAAUAGAUCGUUCGGUGUCACAAGACUGACUUGUUGUCAGAAUUGUCAAUUCCCACUUGAAGGAACGUGAGAACCGCUGGAACGACAGCGUUGAGGAACGUGGGCGGGAUUAAUUAAUAUUCCGUGCUGCGUAAAUAGUGGAAGUGCCGGCGAUAUUGUAUCGAUACGAAGUUCACCUGCGACAAAGUAGAUAGCGCACAGCUGAGUUGUGUGAAGCGCGACAAAGUUUGAGUCGCUUCAUGAAUUACUUGUGUUUGGAUCUACUGGGUAAACUUCUCUCCCUUGGGAGUUCAUUCUCUCAAAUUUUUCGCAUAUCACUAAGACUCAGUUGAAUCUGAAAUCCACGAAAUAGACAGAACAAGGAAAAAUUACUUGUAUCUGUCACGAACUGUCAAAUUGUGGAGCUCAGUCAGAAGAAGGAACGUCUUGAUUCCUCUCUGGCAUUGAGGUUUCGCGCGCGGAUCGACCUUACGAAACUCGCUUCGAGCACGAGGAGUUCGUCGUCUCCUAAACGAAUUUAACGAGCGAACCCGUUCAGACAAUUCGUGCCACUUUACGCGGCGAAAGAUCGGCCAGUAUUCCCUUUCUCCCUCUUUCUUCCUCUCCGUCGUCGACGUCCGACAAAAGUUGAUUGACCGACGUGACUCACGGGAUCACAAGUCACUCUUGAGCUGUGGUAAUCGUCGCGUCGUGUGAUCGCGGAGGCAUUUCUCACAGUCUUAUCGCGUCAUCGCCGAGAAAAAUACAUCGAUCGUAUGAUAUUGCAUUAUUGAAACAUCGCCGAUUGCACCUUGCGACAGCCUAGGAUUAAAUUAUUGAUCGCUGACGUGUGUUAUCGAAAUUAAUCGGAGUCGAAGAAGGAAGAAUCAACGAAGAAAGUGCACUUCCCAGGACGUACGUUGCGAUCAUCGUACUCGAGUCAUUCAUAUUCUUCUAAUUGAAUUUUAAAGAGUAGAUCUCUCACGAUGACAGAAGACAGUGAUUCUUAGAAGCUGCUACGAUCAACGUUCCUAGCAGCUGAUUCGCGUAUCGCAAGUCAUACUCUCUCGAGGAUUUAUUCUGAUUCCUGUCUCCUCAACAAGAUCGAGUGACACGCUAGCUUUACGUUUCCGACAUCAGGAUUAAGUACCCGAAGACGGGCGCUGUUAGGAAAGGCGGUCACGUGCCACCUGUUACAAACCGAUCCGCAGUGCGGAAGGGUCGCGGAUCGCCAUCGUGGAUCAGCGUGUCGGGCGUCAGGCGGUCGCAGGAGAAUGCGGCUUUGCGUGGCGACGCGAUCCUGGCUGAUUCUGACGAUAGGAUGUUGACGGCCCGUUCGGGGCCUCUCGGGCUCGGCGUGCCACGAACCCUGGGCCCCGCGGAGGGAAGCGAUCACCUCUUCCUGCUACCGGAACGUGCUCUCGGCAUGGACAGCACUCACCUGCGACAGGACCUGGCUGGCCUGGACUUUAAUCUGCACCUGAACCUACUGCACACCGCGCCCCGCGGCAACGUCUGGCUAUCUGGAGCCGCUCCUGAGGAAACUAACCAAAGGUCCAGUUCUGCACACAAUCGCCACUCUCUCACGAAGGAGCAAACGAUGCACUGGUUCGCCCAGAUUGGUGGUGACGACUCUCUCUCUUUGACAGAUGUGAAGCGCCCGCGAAGUCUCUACGACGAGGACUCUCUCGAUGGCGAUCGUCCUUACGACAAUGAAGGACGGGAGUCGACGGGAAGCUCGAAGGAGUUGGACAGGGCGAAGCUCGUCCGCGAGAGGCAGAACGAGGAGCGGCAGCGGAAAUUGGAGGAGCUCAGGCAGCAGGCUCUCGCCGCGCAACGCUUCCGCGAACAGCGUGAGGAAGAACGACGAAGACGCAUCGAUGAACUCAGAUCGCGUGAUAACGAUAGACGAAAUCAAGUCGAAGAGAGAAAACGGCUGAUAUGCGAGGCAGAGCGAGAGAGACGGGAGGCUAUCCUCCGUAAAAAUCAGGAGAGGGAGGCACGCAUCGAGGCAAAGAAGAGAAAUGAGAGGUCGCAUAUCGUUUUUGCGUUUGGCAGCUCCACACCGCGGAUGCUGGAACCCGCUGAUACCGGCGGCUCUACCUUCUGGGGUACCCGCAGGGCCACCUCUACCACCAAUGUCAUGAUGUUUUCUGCUGCGCAGCCUCUCACUAGGAGAUCCUCCGAGAGGGAGCUAGAUGGCAGCAAAAAACGAGCUACUUCCGCUGGUGGACUCGACCGGAAACCGGGUGAAGAUAUGAGAAUGUCCUCGUCCAUGUACGAGGUGUUCAAUUGGAAUUCUAGCCCCGAUCCCCCCUUAACUCCUGCCAAGCAUAAGAGAGCCAGCCUCUCUCUGCCCCCCACAACUGACAUCUUUGCCGUCGAUGAUAAGUCCGAUAGCGACACUAGGCGUCCCAUGAUUCAGCGGGUUGCCAGUGGUGAUGAUAGCGACGGUGGCACGCCCAGCACCCCGACCUCGAUUUACCUACGUGUGAACAGGAGACGCACCGACCUCAUGCCGACGAUACCGUCCCCGCGCGACGGCCCACCGUCGACGACACGCAGCUCCAGCGCCAAGGCCUUCACACGUUCGCCAGGUAUCCGCAGCGGCGAAGUGACACCCAACAGCCCGUCCCGACCGCACAGCUCCAUGAGUCAACAGAGUGCCAGCAGCGUGGGCAGCAGUAACGUCAAUCUGCGUACCCGUACGGCCGCGUCGCGCCGACCGCGGCCUGCUUCUAUUGCCGGUACCGGUGUCUCGGUCACAGAGAAACACAAUCUGGUGGACAUGAAAUUGACGAAGGAUUCAAAGCCACCACUGCCAAAGGUCCAUAGCACUCCAAAGAAACCUUCUAUACCCAAAGUUGCGGAAGUGAGAAAGCCGACGGAGAAGUUAAUCAAGAACGCCAAAUCAUCACCACGAAUAACUCCGAAAGCGACACCCCUGCAGAGUCCCGGAGCUGAGCAUGCACCACUCAUUCGCGAAACUAACGUGGAGAUCAUAAAACAGGAUGAGAACAAAGAGACGCAGAAUGUGAAAUCGGAGGAUAAAAAUGAGGAAAAGAAGGAUCAAGGUAGCGAAAAGAUACAGGAAGCGAAUAUUGUCGAAUCUAUAAUUAAUGAUACAAAGAUAGGGACAGAAUCUGUGUUGGCAAGCAAACAAGUCAAAGACGAAACUAAUUUAAUGCAAGAGAAUCUAUCAGGUGCUAUUGCGGAAGAACCGAAAAUCGCUAAAAAGGAAGAUAACAAACAGGAAAAGAAAUCACCAGAGACGAAUGAAAUUAAGCUUGAAGGUGAAAUGGAUGAGCAAGUUGACAUGUCAGCUUCAAUGAUCGCGAAAAUCAGAAUCACCACCGAAGAGGAAGCAAAAGCUGCUUUGGCUGAACGUAGAAGAUUAGCUCGAGAACAAGCAGAACGAGAAGCGGAAUUGGAACGUCAGCGACAGGAGGAAGAAGCACGUCUAGAAGCUGAAAGAUUGCGCGCGGAGGAAGAAGAGCAACGUCGUCUGGAAGAAGAAACUAUACGCUUAGCUAAUGAAGCUCGAGAAGCCGAGGAACAGCGAUUGCAAUUGGCAAUCGAAGAAGCUAAACGUCGUGAAGAAGAAGAUAGAAGAAAAAGAGAAGAAGAAGCUCGCCAGAAACAAGAAAAAGAAGAAGCAGAACGCAAAGCGAGAGAAGAAGCAGAAAAACAACGAAUCGAGAUGGCUGAAAGGCUUAAGAAGGAAGAAGAGGAGCGCAAUGCCAGACGCAAACGAGUCGAGGCGAUUAUGCUUAGGACUAGAGGCAAAAAUCAAACUAAUACGUCUACCAAGGGAGAAGGUGGUGAUGGUGACAAGCUAAAAGAAGACAGCCCUAUCGACGAGAAUAAACCGAUGCCGGAUGGUAAAGGAGACGACGUCAUGACAGCUAGUUUAAUUUCCGAAGCAACUCAGCAAUUUAUAAGCGGCGAACAACGGGCGCAUCACACAGAAAACAGCGUACUUGCACCUGAUAUAGUGCACAACGGCACGACACAUAGCAACGGCAUUAACGAAAAUAAAAUUAUAUUGGAUAAUAAUCAGGAUAACGUUGAAGGAGAAUUGAACGGUCAUCAUACGAAUCACGGAAAUGGUAUCAACAGUCAAUCGAUUACGCUGGACAAUGCCACUGUCAAGCAAAACAACGUGACCAACCUGUUAGACCUGUCGGACUUCGAUACUCUGAGUAAUAACAGUACCGGCUACGAUACUGGGCCAAUACUCGAACUGACACCCAAUCUGGCGAAUGAGGAUACUCUCAACUCCAAUCUGAAUCCGGCAGCGAUGCCGUUUACUCCGAUGGGGUUCGUGCCCGCUGCUACUAAUGCCAAUGUUAAUCCGUUCCAGGACAAUUUCAUCAACAAGCCACAGGAUAACAAUCAAGUACCAGAUCUACUAUCAUAAGGUGUCUCUUAAACGUUCCCGGACGAACAGAAAACGAGCAGUUGGGCAACCGAAUUGCUCAUAACGAGCGGUAACAUUCGAAACGAGACGUUGUUGUUUAUGAUAAUGUAAAUAACCGCCGUCGCGCGACGUAUCAUGUGUAAAGGGGAUAUCUCGGUGAAGCGAGAAUGAGGGCGUAAAGACUAUCCCCGUACCUCACAAUCAUGCCGAGCUCUAAGCGUCGUCACCGGGAAGAAAGAAGUGUAAAAUAAUAUAUAAUGUUAAUUGAUUAUUAUUACGCAACAGCAGGUAUGGACACUCAAUCUGUGUGUCGUAGUACGCUAUUAGACAAAUGUAACUUUCUAAAGGAAGGGAAUUGAGGCCUAUUUGUAACACAUCAUUUUCAGAUGUUCAUUACGGACAUAUUUUAUGAUAACGAAUCGACAAAAUUAUUUUUUUUUCUCUCACAUACACACGCAAACACACAUAUACACACACGACUUCGCCCUUAUCACACAUACAUGCGUGUGUAGAUUAAGAUGUUUGAGGCGUUAAUCAAUAGAGAUGACAAAAUUGGAAAUUGCACAGAGAGUAAAUGACGAAUAAACAUACAAGACGCAAAAGAAAAAGAGAGGUAAAAUAGAAGUCGGAUCAAAUGCUGAGAACGUAUCUGCCAAAACAAUGGAUUA